AUGGAUUUUGAUCCAGUUUUUUGUCUUUUAUGUUUUAAGCGUGAAAAUCCCGACAAUGCGGUAAGCUGUGACGAGAAACCAAAAGUUGUUACUAUUUUGUGUCGCCAGUUUUGGUUUUCUCCUGAAGAAAUCCAGCAAAAGUACGUGUGUGGCAUCUGCUGGACGUAUGUAGACGAUUUUAACAACUUCUACGAACAAAUUAAAUUGAUACACUGCGCAGAUGAGCAACAAGAAAUAGAGCUGGAGGAGGAUUCAAUCCAUUUCGGGGAUAAUGAGUUGAACGGAACGGAAAUUUUGCUAGAAGAAGAAUCAUCUAUGUUCGAAGGCAAACCAGUUAUAGAUGAAUGCCACGAACCUGAUCCUUUGGUGUAUCGGACAAACGUGGAAACGAUUGUAAUUGAAUCAAUCGAUGUUGAGGGCACGUUAAGUGAACGUCCUAUCGGAACCAAUGCUGAAUGUGCAAACUUAUCUAAAGAAAGGGGAGGUAAAAGAGAACAAACAGGGCAAAAAUUGAUUGGAAAUUCAACAAAACGGGAAACGCAAGAUUAUGCAUACGAAGAGUGUAAUUAUGUACUACCCGAAAAAAAUAUGCUAGGUGAACACCGGAAAGAACAUGCAACAUCAAGUUUACAACACACUUGUGUGGAAUGUAGGAAAUCGUUUUGCACUGUACGGCUUCUGCAACAACAUCACAAAAGAGAUCAUGGGCCGGGACUUAUGUGCGACAUAUGUUCAAAAUGGUUUAAAACUGGGGAUGGUUUGCGUAACCACCAGAAAAAUUGCCACUAUCCGCAACGCACAGAGCGCGUAGAAUGUUCAAUAUGCAAAAGAUGGCUGAAAAACAUCGGAAGCCUGAACAAGCACAUGGUCAGACAUAAGACAAGCGGUAAACCCAAUAUAUGUGAGAUCUGUGGCAAGGUAGCCCCGACAUAUACGGCACUGAAAAGCCACAAAUUGUUUGUACAUGAGAUGGAACGAACUUUCCGUUGUCUAAUUUGUAAAAAAGCUUUUAAACGAGCAUUUACCUUAAAGGAACACAUGACAACACACACCGGCAGCUCACUGUACAAUUGUCCACACUGCACAAGAACUUUCAAUUCCUCUGCCAAUUUACACGCGCACAGGAAAAAGAAGCAUCCGAAAGAGUGGGAGAAAAGCCGCAACGAAUAUGAAAAGCGUUUUAUGGGAAAAUAA
This is a messenger RNA of Anopheles marshallii, 1194 nucleotides long. Its product is annotated as transcription factor grauzone-like. Gene Ontology annotation, molecular function: DNA-binding transcription factor activity, RNA polymerase II-specific; RNA polymerase II cis-regulatory region sequence-specific DNA binding; zinc ion binding. The coding region runs from base 1 to 1194 and encodes 397 amino acids. The record is from RefSeq and is a predicted model, not a curated record. Gene Ontology annotation, biological process: regulation of DNA-templated transcription. Lineage: Eukaryota; Metazoa; Arthropoda; Insecta; Diptera; Culicidae. Gene Ontology annotation, cellular component: nucleus. The transcript is spliced from 4 exons.